This is a messenger RNA of Balearica regulorum gibbericeps (East African grey crowned-crane), 689 nucleotides long. The record is from RefSeq and is a predicted model, not a curated record. Lineage: Eukaryota; Metazoa; Chordata; Aves; Gruiformes; Gruidae.
GGAGCUGGGCCUAUGUCCUGCUGUCCCUGAGCCAGCAGGAUGGCAUUGAGCAGCACAUGGACUUUGAUGGUCGCUACACCUUGCUGGAGCUGUUUGCUGAGAUGAUGUCUUCUGAAGAGCACUGCAUGUCCUUUGAGGGCAUUCAUCUUCCACAGAUCCCCGGGAAGCUGCUGUUCGUCCUGGUGAAGCGCUACCUGUGUGUCACUUCUCUCAUGGACAAGCUCAGCAGUGGCAUGGAGCAGGGAGGGGAGCAGCAGGACUGCGCCGUGCCCGGGCUGCUGACUGAGGAGAGGAGCCGUGUGAAGCAGGAGUUUGAGUUCAGCAUGGCUAUGGCAAACCUCAUCUUGGAGCUGGUGCACGUGAUGGGCUGGGACCACAGCCACGAGCCAGAGCUGCUGCCCCAACAGGAGCUGUGGCCUCGCACCACCCACUCCAUCUUCCAGCCCAAGACCCCAGCCUGCACUGCUGCCCAAAUGCCUGUGCUCGCUUCAAAUCAUGGUCUGCACAAAAAGCAGGGUCGUGCUUUCCUGACCCCGUCAGACUUCAAAGACCGCAGUGGCUACGUGGAGUACUUACAGGCAAACCUGGUGCGUGGCAUGAAGGUGCGCUUGCUGGAGGACUGUGGUGGUGUUAGAGCUGGGGAGGAAGGCGAGUUUCUUCACAGCACUAAUAGCAUGCACACAGUGCAG